CAAUCACCGGCGCGCUUACUCGUCGAUCAGGAAGUAUCAACAUGGCAGCUUUUUGAGUUUUGGAGGAGGGGACCUGGUGUAAAUAAGGAGAUAUUAAACGCUUUGGAGGCGACGACAGCGUCGAGGUGUCCGAGGCUGGGAUUUACUGGACUUCAGGGGGGAAAAUGUCGAGUGACGGGAACAAAAAACAAUUUUGGAAAAGAAACGCAGCGAAGGUUCCUGGCAGCAUUCAGCAUGUUUAUGGUGCACAGCAUCCGCCCUUUGACCCCCUGCUUCAUUCCAAUCUAAUGAAAGCAGGCAACAAGCCCCCUCCAGCCACACCAGGCAAACCCAAGAAAGCCACCACCUUCCAGGAGUUUGAGAGCAUCACGAGCGACGCCUGGGAUGUCGGGGAUGACGACGACGAGCUGCUCGCCAUGGCCGCACAGAACCUUAAUAUCGAGGUGGUCAUGGAGACGGCAAAUAAGAUGCAGAAGGUGAGCGCGCCGCCCUCCACAGACAGAGGUCUCUGCCCCACCGGCCGCCCGUCAUCCCACUCGUAGCUCGCAUGGCCGACCAGAACACAUCCGGCACCCCGGUCAUGACGGAGAGGGAAGCGUCCCGUUUGGAUAAGUUCAAGCAGUUGUUGGGAGGACCCAACACAGAUCUGGAAGAACUACGGAAACUCAGCUGGUCUGGAAUCCCACGGCAGGUUCGACCAAUAACGUGGAAGCUUCUCUCUGGUUAUCUGCCAGCCAAUGCGGAAAGGAGAGAAAGUGUUCUACAGAGGAAGAGACAAGAAUAUUUUGGCUUUAUUCAGCAGUACUACGACUCGCGCAACGAGGAACACCAUCAAGACACGUACAGACAGAUUCACAUUGACAUACCAAGAACUAAUCCUCUUAUUCCUCUUUUUCAACAAGCUUCUGUUCAAGAGAUAUUUGAGCGGAUCCUGUUUAUCUGGGCUAUCCGUCACCCGGCCAGCGGCUACGUUCAGGGCAUCAACGACCUGGUCACACCUUUCUUUGUCGUCUUCGUCUUUGAGUAUAUCGAGGAGGAAGUGGAAAACUUUGACGUGUCCAGUCUUGAGGAAGAGGCUCUGAGGAACAUUGAGGCUGACAGCUUCUGGUGCAUGAGCAAACUGUUGGACGGCAUCCAGGACAACUAUACAUUUGCUCAGCCAGGCAUUCAGAGGAAAGUCAAGGCCCUGGAGGAGCUGGUCAGCAGGAUUGAUGAGUCUGUGCAUCGCCACAUGCAGCAUUAUGAGGUGGAGUACCUGCAGUUUGCCUUCCGCUGGAUGAACAACCUCCUGAUGAGGGAGCUGCCGCUACGGUGCACCAUCCGGCUGUGGGACACCUAUCAGGCUGAACCAGAGGGCUUUUCUCAUUUUCAUCUCUACGUGUGUGCGGCUUUCCUGGUGAGGUGGAGGAAAGAGAUUCUAGAAGAGCGAGAUUUUCAGGGCUUGAUGAUCCUCCUGCAGAACCUCCCCACGAUGCACUGGGGCAACGAGGAAGUGAGCGUGCUGCUGGCUGAAGCCUACAGGUUGAAGUUUGCCUUCGCCGACGCUCCCAACCACUACAAGAGAUGAGUGUGGCUUUUUUAUCGCCGCCACUCCUCCCUUUUCUGUCCCACGGGGGUCUGCUGGACUCACAUGAAAGGACCGCCCCCACCUCUCCAUUUUCUUAAUGUUUUUGUCCGGAUUUCUGUGGGCCUUUCAGCUCCUCAAACAUUGAAAUUACAGUGACUGAGGACAUGUGCACUCACUCCUACAGUUUGACGCAGAAACGGAUCGUUAAAGAUUGAAGGUUUUUCUUGGAGAUUUUGGGACGUCGGCGUCUCAGAUAAACAAGCCCCCGAGCCCGACGCAGGACUAUGAGCCCGGGGUCGGGUCUGCCUCAGAGAGUUGUUAUUUUCUGCUUAUAUUCGACACUACCCUGCCAAUUUGUUGUUUUUUUUUUCCUUACGGCUAAAAAAAGUGACUUUUUUCCAGUUUGGAGAACAAAAACAAUGGUAGGAAGGCAUUUCUCUAUGAUUUAAACACUCGUGGCCUCUCUUUUCUUGGCCAAAAUACCUUAAAAAUAUGGUUCAGCUGUUUUAAAGUGAGGCUCUGAAAAGGUUGUGAACAAAUAUCUUACCUGUUGCACCUAGUUAGUAAAUUUUUCUUCAUAACCUUUUCAUCAAGCCCUACUUUGAAAGACUGAGCUCGKAGGAACACAACCUUUUUCCAUUUUGCUUCACGAGUGGUUGCUUUUCUAGAAUUUUAUUCUCCUUCCUCCUUCUCUCAGUCCCUUUCAUCCUCCCUCGUCACAGCAACGUCACAUGGAAAGCAAACCGUAGCGCGGAGGCUGCCGGUCCAAUUCUGGUGACAUUAAACAUGAUAAAAAGCCAUCAGGAGGGAACGUUUCUCUUGUUAGAACCGCCUGCAUUCACAGCACUCCUCCAAACAUACAGUAGGACUACCUCAAAUCUCACAGGAAAACUGRAACAACAAACGUUUUAGUUGCAAAACUGCUUUAAAAACUAUUUUUCCAAAAAAAAUGCCUUAUUUAAUAAAAGUAGAACUCUCUCUCACCGCUUCCUGUUCUUUUGCCUUUCAGCUUUCCACAGAAGAGCAGCAAUCACACAUUCUGCGUCACGUUUUAAUGUAGACGUUGAAAAACUCAAACUGGCCGACGAAUCUGUCACACAAGACAACUUAUACCAACUCAUGAAACAUUUUUUAUGUCUAAACUGCUAAUAAAAGUUAAAUUUGAUCAAUUUGUUAGAGUUAAAUAAUGUGCACACCAAAAAGAAGCAUCCUGUUGAUUUUUUUUUCAAUUCCAUCUUCGACGUAGACGUCUGUAAAAUGUUCAUAAGUUGUGUCGUGUGACGGGACCUGUCCCAGGCUGUUUCUGUUCCAUAAAACACGACACCAGAAGAAGGUCAGAGUCUUCAACAGAUGAUACUUAAAAUGACAAGAUAAUUAUUAAAUACUUUUUUAAACAAA
Molecule: messenger RNA, 2965 nt
Organism: Austrofundulus limnaeus
Lineage: Eukaryota; Metazoa; Chordata; Actinopteri; Cyprinodontiformes; Rivulidae
Gene: tbc1d22a
Product: TBC1 domain family, member 22a
Biological process (GO): activation of GTPase activity
Molecular function (GO): GTPase activator activity
Source: RefSeq, a predicted model, not a curated record